Messenger RNA from Beta vulgaris subsp. vulgaris (sugar beet), 1472 nucleotides. RefSeq names its product ubiquinol oxidase 2, mitochondrial. The record is from RefSeq and is a predicted model, not a curated record. The transcript has 4 exons. The coding region runs from base 176 to 1237 and encodes 353 amino acids. Lineage: Eukaryota; Viridiplantae; Streptophyta; Magnoliopsida; Caryophyllales; Amaranthaceae. Gene Ontology annotation, molecular function: alternative oxidase activity. Gene Ontology annotation, biological process: alternative respiration. Gene Ontology annotation, cellular component: mitochondrion.
UCUCCCCUACGCCGUCAUACAAAUGUCGUGAAAAGCAAGAAACACCACAAAAUAAAUUUAAAAGAAAUACAAAAAGCCGAAGAAAAAAAUUAAAAAAAAAAAAACUCCUGCAAAUUUUAAUCUCCACAUUUUUGGCAACUUCAUUGAUCAGACGGCGGUAAUUGUUCCGAUCAAGAUGAUGAUGACACGUGCAGCAACUAGAGCCGCACGAUCAGCGGUGACAAGCAUGGUAGGGCCACGCUACUUCUCCACAACUACGCUACUCCGAACAAAUGAAACGGCAGCGUUUAAGCUUCUAGAUCACGUGAAUGGAGGCUCUUCUCACGUGCGUGGAGUUGCAGCAGGGUUUAUCCGGUUUCCGGUGAGGCACAUGAGCACGGCGGCGUUGAAUGACACAACAGAAGAAAAGGUAGCAGCGAAGGAGGAGAAGAAACCGGAAACUGGCUCAGCAGGUGACAGUGGUGGGGCCGAUGGGAAGGGGUUAGCUAGUUAUUGGGGAGUUCAACCUAAGAAAAUCAUCAAGGAAGAUGGUACUGAGUGGAAAUGGUCUUGUUUUAUGCCAUGGGAGACAUACUCGGCAGAUAUGUCGAUUGAUCUGAAUAAGCAUCAUGCACCCACAACAAUUUUGGACAAAAUAGCGUAUUGGACUGUUAAGUCUCUUCGUUGGCCUACUGAUGUUUUCUUCCAGAGAAGGUAUGGAUGUCGUGCAAUGAUGCUAGAGACAGUGGCAGCAGUGCCAGGCAUGGUUGGAGGGAUGCUUCUUCACUGUAAAUCCCUCCGUAAGUUCGAGCAAAGUGGUGGGUGGAUCAAGGCUCUCUUAGAGGAGGCUGAGAAUGAGCGAAUGCACCUAAUGACAUUCAUGGAGGUAGUGAACCCACGGUGGUAUGAGCGCGCCCUGGUGUUUGCUGUCCAGGGAGUCUUCUUCAACGCGUACUUUGUUGCCUACAUUGUCUCUCCUAAGCUUGCUCAUCGUAUAGUAGGGUACCUCGAGGAAGAGGCUAUCCACUCUUACACUGAGUUCCUUAAGGAGAUUGACAAUGGCAACAUCAAGAACGUUCCUGCUCCUGCCAUUGCUAUUGACUAUUGGAGGUUGUCCCCUGACUCUACUCUUAGGGAUGUUGUCAUGGUUGUUCGGGCAGAUGAGGCUCACCAUCGCGAUGUUAAUCACUUUGCAUCAGACAUUCACUAUCAAGGUCGCGAGCUGAAGGAAGCUCCUGCACCUGUUGGUUAUCACUAAAAAGUAAAAAUGGAGGAUCUGUCAAUCUACCUUGAGCGAAUAAGAACUGAAAUUCCAGAUUAAUAUACUAGUAUUGAAAUGUUCUGUUGAGUACCAAGUUGAGCUAGCAUAUUAUUACUAAUGUCAUGUAUAUACCUUGUACUUAUGGUCUAUGUUGGGAGAGUUUUGUUUUUGUGUCUUCUCUACAAAUGCAAACUAAUUACUAAUGGAAGGAUUAAUAUCUUACAUUUCUUAA